This is a messenger RNA of Sclerotinia sclerotiorum 1980 UF-70, 213 nucleotides long. RefSeq lists its product with no specific name. Bases 1 to 213 code for a protein of 70 amino acids. The transcript has 2 exons. The record is from RefSeq and is a predicted model, not a curated record. NCBI's taxonomy places the organism in Eukaryota, Fungi, Ascomycota, Leotiomycetes, Helotiales, Sclerotiniaceae.
AUGGCCUUUCGCUGUGACGACGUUAUCAAAAACGUGCAACGCGCCUACCUGGUACUUGGGCUCUUUUUUUCGUCUGCGGCUGCUGCGGCUCUUUUGGAACCAAGAUGUAUGGUCUAUAUUGACGAUAAAUUUAGUCGUAGAGGUUCAGGAGGUGGUAGGGCGAGUGAAAGUCCUUUGGGAGGAAGUGUGAGAAGGAAGGAGGAAUUCGAGUAG